AUUAUACCAGCAGGCAGCAGAGUUUCUACCCCCGCCUCUGCUCGCCGGCUCGAGUCUUGGUCGUACUGCGUCGCUCCCUCCUACCGCCGUCAUGUCGCAUACGUCGCCCGCAACGUACCUGGUGUGGUCCAUUUUGUCAUGCUUGUUAGGAGCAUUUCUUGUCUUCCAUCUCUGGUCCUUUGAUCGAUUCAAAUGCCUAAAAUGGAACAGCGGGCCAUAUUCCGGCGCGUUCAAGCGCGUCAUGACGUACACAUACUUAUUGAGUGUACCAAUGGUGACAAUGUACUCCCUCGGCUUCUGCAUCAUCAAGUACAGAGAAGGAUACACGUUCAUGCCUGAUCAUGGAAUCGUGCCCACGCCCUACCAGAUGUGGCCUCAAUCCGAGCAGGCAGCAAUAUUCCCGUUAACUCUGUUAUUUGCCAUAGCGUGGAGCUUUGAGAUGGUGACGCACUUGGAAGAGCUCUGCUUCUGGCUCUUCCUCGUGAACGCUAGUACGACGCAGCAAGACUGGUUCCGCAGCUACUACUUCCGCACAUGGACGGUCGGCUCCGUCGUAGCGGUGGUGUACAUGCCGCUGGUGACGAUUUUUACUCGCGGAGACAAGCUCAGGUGCGAAGCCUUUACGUUCCUGGCGGGUAGUCUGGGCAGUCUUUCCUUGACUCUGUGGUUUAUGCCUAUUCUUUGGACGUUCCCUUCAUUUUUGCAAAAUUUGCGUAAUGAGGGCGCCGACAUGAACACCAUCGCUCGUUUAACAAAAUUCCACGAACUAAACACACUCCGAGUGAUCUUCCGCUUCAUCUUUGUCGUGCCCCUCCUGCUCCUCGGCGUCGACGGCAUCCGCCCACAUCAGCAUCUGAACGAGAGCAUGGCUGUCACUGACGUCCUGGCUAUGCUCGCCGCGAUUGGGUGCAUGAUCUCGUCUGCCAUGACGCUCGUUAUCUUCUUCCCCCGCCAAAUCCAAACCGAGAUCCAAGUCAAAGAAGCCAAGAAAACCGCCCGCACCGCGCGCUCGCACGCGCGCACGCAUUCCCAUUCCCACUCUCACUCGCACUCCGACUCGCACUCGCACUCGGGCGGCAAGGCGACGUACCUGCUCGAGCAGAACGUGUACGAGCUGCAGCACCCGAACCCGUGGGACGCGGGCGACGAGCAGAAGCUGCCGCCGCUCUCGCCGAACCGGCGCCAGCCCGACGACGUCGAGAUGGCGGUCAAGGGCGGGCGCCUGAGCGAGCGCAAUCUGAGGAAGCAUGAUCAGAGGAUGUCGAAGUAUAAUAGGCUGGUGCAUAAUUAUACGUCGCCGAUUGAUCUGAUGAGCUAAGCGUGCGAUGCGCGAUGGCGACCAGACUGAGAGCGUUUCUUGUACGAUAUAUACUGACUACCCCGCUUGGCAUAAUACCAUCACUAUCGUUUGCCUUCCGUGUAUACCGCUGUCGAUGCUUUCGAAUGUGUAUGUGUAUUCUACGAG
Messenger RNA from Gloeophyllum trabeum ATCC 11539, 1465 nucleotides. RefSeq lists its product as uncharacterized. The coding region runs from base 92 to 1318 and encodes 408 amino acids. The record is from RefSeq and is a predicted model, not a curated record. Lineage: Eukaryota; Fungi; Basidiomycota; Agaricomycetes; Gloeophyllales; Gloeophyllaceae. The transcript has 15 exons.